ACAUUCUCUGUAUCUGUGUCAGUCCUGACUCUGAGCUGCAUCGCCCUAGACCGCUGGUAUGCAAUCUGCCACCCGCUGAUGUUAAAAAGCAUGGCCAGGUGCGCCCGCAAGAGUAUCAUCCUCAUCUGGGUGGUCUCCUGUGUCAUCAUGAUCCCUCAAGCCAUCGUGAUGGAGUGCAGCAGCCUGCUCCCUGAGCUCACCAACAAAACCAGCCUUUUCACUGUGUGUGAUGAACACUGGGGAGGUAGGCAGGCAUCCACAAAAUCCCUCCUCUCAAUGCUAUGGAAUCUCGCCAAGGCACUGUAACCCCAGAUUAGACCAAGUACUAAUACUCUUGCUCUGAUGGAUUGAUUUGAUUGAGAUUGCCUGGAGCAAUUGAGUACUCCACUGGACUAGUCCCAAAAGUACAAAUCCUGCCCAUUAGUGGUGCCCAGGUCAGCUGUUUGUUCACACGCCCGCAAUUGCUAAUAACCUAUCUGCAACAGCCCGACUAUACAGUAUGUAAUAAAGUGAAAAUCUGACCCGCCAACCCUAACCCGCUAAUAUAGAAAAUGGGCUGUAGGCUACAGUCAGAGAUGGCGGAAAGAUUUUUUGACAGGGGGUACAGGAUUUUUUUGUUGUUGCCUGAUUGAGAUAUGUUUCUGCUUAUAAUUUCCAACAUUUUGGUAAGCUAUUUGUUAGUCAACUUGUCUAUAAUUAGAUACAUGCAGCUUCUCCUCUGUCAUUAGAUGUAGCCCUAGAAGACUAAAUAAACCCUUGCUCACCAGAAUAAUGUCAUAAAUCGGUAGAAUGAAUGCUUCAAUCUAGUUGACAUCGGUAAAGUUCUGUCAUCCAUGAAGAAAAUACAAUAACUAAGCAACAGGAAAUAGAAAGGAAAUAGAAAGCUGUGAAAACAACCCAGCAUGUUUCUGAUGAGAUAUCAUUUCAGCUUGGAUGCAUAUUUUAUGUGGUUGAAAUACUAUCAGCUUCUAUGAUGCUGAUAAAGAUAGCACCUCUAGAGACAGUAUCUAACUACGCAUUCGCAUUCUCUCAAGAUGCUGAAAGAAAGAAACCAUAUUUCUCCAUUCCUGUUUCCGAGUCGAAACAUAGCCUACAUUUGGUAUAUCAUUUUACUGCAAGAAAUGCUUAAUUCUGCAGGAGUUAAUAUUAAGGUUAUGUGAGAGGUUAUAGACCUACAGUCAGUGUCCAGAUUUCAUUUAACCCAUCUGAACAGUAGGCUACAGUUCCCUUGAUGUGCCAUAGGCCUAUUUGAAGUCCCCAUCUUGUGACUGUCAAAUUUGUAUAGUGCCUCACAAUCAUCACACAUAACAUACCCCGCACUGAUAUCAUAAUCUUUUACCACUUCACCAAAUCCCCAAACAUUACUCUUUAUUUUACUCUCUAUUUUUUUUUUAAAUUUUAUUUUACCUUUAUUUAACUAGGCAAGUCAGUUAAGAACAAAUUCUUAUUUACAAUGACGGCCUACACCGGCCAAACCCGGACGACGCUGGGCCCUAUGGGACUCCCAAUCACGGCCGGUUGUGAUACAGCCUGGAAUCAAACCAGGGGGUCUGUAGUGACACCUCAAGCACUGAGAUGCAGUGCCUUAGACCGCUGCGCCACUCGGGAGCCCAAUUAAACUCCAACAUUGUCAUUUUUGCCUCUGUGGAUCAACGUUAACUUUUUCUGUCUGUUCCCAAAAGCAUUUGGCAAUUGGUGUGCCAGAUAGCCUAAAAUAAUUAAAGAAAAACCUCAAUGUAGCCUAUAGAUAUAAAUUGCACAUGAAUUAUACAUAAUGGAUUUUUUAAGUGCAAACAGAAAGCAUAGGUUUCGGCGCCAUGCCAACAUCUACUGUCAAGCAUGUAAUUAAAUAGCUAAAAUAUUUUUCUAUCUAGGCCUCCUGCAAGUUAUUUCUACAUGGGCAGGUACCUUUUGAAUUCUACUCAAUUAAUAAUAUACAUGCUACAUCCAUGCUGACUCGAUAUAGAAAAAACUGUAAUCUACCUAGACCCUAUGUUUAGGGACAUGCAUGUUUAAUUUAUUGUAAUUCUCUGAUUUGUGUUUUUUAUUUGACAUGGUAAAAUAACUCAAGCAUAGAUUGAUAACUUUUUUUCCUAAUUUGUCACACAGAAACUACAGGCCAUGAGUAACUUGGCCCCAAAGAAUGGCACCAAUUGGUGUAUAGGUGGCGCUAUUAUAACCAGUCUCACUCAAACCCACGUAUCUGUCACCUAGUUUGACCUAGAGACUUGAAACUUUGUAUGUAGGUGUCUUUCCUCAUGCUGAACAAAUUUGCCUCAAGGACCCAUAAAGUCAGUCAGUCAAUAGAUUUUCCUCCAUCUUGGAAAAACUUUGAAAAACAUUCUCAUGAACCAUGAGUCCAAAUAACACCAAAUCAAUCAGGUAAUCUGAUUUUACAUGUCCAUUAAAAUCCUUUCUAAAUCCACACCUCAAUGGCCUAUUUUAAAGAAUAAGGAAACUGUUAACAAUGUUUUUUAAAGUCACAUUGUAACGCUAAAGCUUAAAAUAAUCAUAGAAAGUUGUCUUCUCAUGGAUUAAAAGUCAGAUCCAAAUGUGGUCUUUGGACUCAUCACCAUAUUCACAAAUAACAUUGAUGCAUUCAAAGAUGGCCACACUAUACCAGUAGAUGCAUAUUAGCACAUACGCUAAUAUGUUAAAUUACGCUAAAAAUACUUCAUAAAUAUUAUUCCAUUUAAACAACUGUAAAUCCACUCCACAGUAGCCUAUCAACUUGAAACGUGUCAUUGAUAUCAUGGACGUCCCUAAAAUAAAGCAAACUGAAUUUGGUAUGGAUAUCUCAAAAAACAAGGAAACUAUUAACAACUCAUUAUUUGCAUGUUUUUUUAUUUUAUUUUUAUUUCACCUUUAUUUAACCAGGUAAGCCAGUUGAGAACAAGUUCUCAUUUACAACUGCGACCUGGCCAAGAUAAAGCAAAGCUGUGCGAUAAAAACAACAACAACACAGAGUUACAUAUGGGGUAAAACAAAACAUAAAGUCAAAAAUACAACAGAAAAUAUAUAUACAGUGUGUGUAAAUGUAGCAAGUUAUGGAGGUAAGGCAAUAAAUAGGCUAUAGUGCAAAAUAAUUACAAUUAGUAUUAACACUGGAAUGAUAGAUAUGCAAGAGAUGAUGUGCAAAUAGAGAUACUGGGGUGCAAAUGAGCAAAAUAAAUAACAAUAUGGGGAUGAGGUAGUUGGGUGGGCUAAUUUCAGAUGGGCUGUGUCCAGGUGCAGUGAUCGGUAAGGUGCUCUGACAACUGAUGCUUAAAGUUAGUGAGGGAGAUAAGAGUCUCCAGCUUCAGAGAUUUUUGCAAUUCGUUCCAGUCAUUGGCAUCAGAGAACUGGAAGGAAUGGCGGCCAAAGGAGGUGUUGGCUUUGGGGAUGACCAGUGAGAUAAACCUGCUGGAGCGCACACUACGGGUGGGUGUUGCUAUGGUGACCAAUGAGCUAAGAUAAGGCAGGGAUUUGCCUAGCAGUGAUUUAUAGAUGGCCUGGAGUCAGUGGGUUUGGCGACGAAUAUGUAGUGAGGACCAGCCAACAGGUACAGGUCACAGUGGUGGAUGGUAUAUGGGGCUUUGGUGACAAAACGGAUGGCACUGUGAUAGACUACAUCCAAUUUGCUGAGUAGAGUGUUGGAAACUAUUUUGUAAAUGACAUCGCCGAAGUCAAGGAUCGGUAGGAUAGUCAGUUUUACGAGGGCAUGUUUGGCAGCAUGCGUGAAGGAGGCUUUGUUGCGAAAUAGGAAGCCGAUUCUAGAUUUAACUUUGGAUUGGAGAUUCUUAAUGUGAGUCUGGAAGGAGAGUUUACAGUCUUGUCCACAUACUCUAGGUCAGACCCGUCGAGAGUAGUGAUUCUAGUCGGGUGGGCGGGUGCCAGCAGCGUUCGAUUGAAGAGAAUGCAUUUAGUUUUACUAGUGUUUAAGAGCAGUUGGAGGCUACUGAAGGAGUGUUGUAUGGCAUUGAAGCUCGUUUGGAGGUUUGUUAACACAGUGUCCAAUGAAGGGCCAGAUGUAUACAAAAUGGUGUCGUCUGCGUAGAGGUGGAUCUGAGAGUCACCAGCAGCAAGAGCGACAUCAUUGAUAUACACGGAGAACAGAGUCGGCCCAAGAAUUGAACCCUGUGGCACCCCCAUAGAGACUGCCAUAGGUCCAGACAACAGGCCCUCCGAUUUCACACAUUGAACUCUAUCUGAGAAGUAGUUGGUGAACCAGGCGAGGCAGUCAUUUGAGAAACCAAGGCUAUUUAGUCUGCCAAUAAGAAUGCGGUGGUUGACAGAGUCGAAAGCCUUGGCCAGGUCGAUGAAGAGGGCUGCACAGUACUGUCUAUUAUUGAUCGCGGUUAGAAUAUCGUUUAGGACCUUGAGCGUGGCUGAGGUGCACCCAUGACCAGCUCGGAAACCGGAUUGCAUAGCGGAGAAGGUACGGUGGGAUUCGAAAUGGUUGGUGAUCUGUUUGUUAACUUGGCUUUCAAAAACUUUCGAAAGGCAGGGCAGGAUGGAUAUAGGUCUGUAACAGUUUGGAUCUAGAGUGUCACCCCCUUUGAAGAGGGGGAUGACUGCGGCAGCUUUCCAAUCUCUGGGGAUCUCAGACGUUACGAAAGAGAGGUUGAACAGGCUAGUAAUAGGGGUUGCGACAAUUUCGUUGGCUAGUUUUAGAAAGAAAGGGUCCAGAUUGUCUAGCCCAGAUGAUUUGUAGGGGUCCAGAAUUUGCAGCUCUUUCAGAACAUCAGCUGUCUGAAUUUGUGUGAAGGAGAUGUGGGUGGGGCAUGGGCAAGUUGCAGUGGAGGGUGCAGAGCUGGUGGCCGGGAUAGUGUUAGCCACGUGGAAAGCAUGGCCAGCCGUAGCAAAAUGCUUGUUGAAAUUCUCGAUUAUUGUAGAUUUAUCGGUGGUGACAGUGUUUCCUAGCCUCAGUGCAGUGGGCAGCUGGGAGGAUGCCACAGGAUGUUUUUGUGCUGGUCAAGGGAAGUCAAGUCUGAGGAGAACCAGGGGCUAUAUCUGUUCUUAGUUCUGUAUUUUUUGAAUGGGGCAUGUUUAUUUAAGAUUGAGAGGAAAUUACUUUUAAAGAACAACCAGGCAUCCUCUACUGACAGAAUGAGAUCGAUAUCCAUCCAGGAUACCUGGGCCAGGUCAAUUAGGAAGGCCUGCUCGCUAAAGUGUUUUAGGGAGCGUUUGACAGUGAUGAGGGGUGGUCGUUUGACUGCGGACCUGUUACAGACGCAGGCAAUAAGGCAGUGAUCGCUGAGAUCCUGGUUGAAGACAGCGGAGGUGUAUUUAGAGGGUAAGUUAGUCAGGAUGAUAUUUAUGAGGGUACCCAUGUUUACGGAUUUAGGGUUGUACCUGGUAUGUUCGUUGAUAAUUUGUGUGAGAUUGAGGGCAUCUAGUUUGGAUUGUAGGAUGGCCGGGGUGUUAAGCAUAUCCCAAUUUAUGUCACCAAGCAGUAUGAACUCUGAGGAUAAAUGGGGGGCAAUCAAUUCACAUAUGGUGUCCAGGGCACAGCUGGGGGCUGAGGGGGGUCUGUAGCAAGCGGCAACAGUGAAAUACUUAUUUCUGGAAAGGUGGAUUUUUAGAAGUAGAAGCUCAAACUGUUUGGGCAAAGACCUGGAUAGUAUGAUAGAGCUCUGCAGUCUUUCUCUACAGUAGAUUACAACUCCACCCCCUUUGGCAGUUCUAUCUAGACGGAAAAUGUUGUAGUUGGGGAUGGACAUUUCAGAAUGUUUGGUGGCCUUCCUAGGCCAGGAUUCAGACACUGCUAGAACAUCAGGGUUGGCGGAGUGUGCUAACGCAUUGAAUAACUCAAACUUAAGAAGGAGGCUUCUGAUGUUAACGUGCAGAAAACCAAGGCUUUUACGGUUACAGAAGUCAUCAAAUGAUAGCUCCUGGGGAGUAGCAGUGAUACUGUGGGCUGCAGGGCCUGGGUUAGCCUCUACAUCACCAGAGGAACAGAGGAGGAAUAGAAUAAGGAUACGGCUAAAGGCUUUAAUAACUGGUCUUCUAGUGCGUUGGGGGCAGAUUUCCGGGCGUUGUGGAAAAGAUUCAGGGCAUUAUGUACAGACAAGGAUAUGGAAGGAUAUGAGUACAGUGGAGGUAAACCUAAGCGUUGGGUAACAAUGAAAGAGAUAGCAUCACUGGAGGCACCGAUUGAGCCGGUCUCGGCGUGUAUGGGGGGUGGAACAAAGGAACUAUUUGAGGCAGUUUGAGAGGGACUUGGGAUUCUACAGUGAAAUUGUAUAAUAAUAACUAUCUGGAACAGCAAUAGGCAAGGCAUAUUGACAUGGGAGAGAGGCAUAAAGCAAUCACAGGUGUUAUUAGAGAGAGCUAAGACAACAACUGGUAAUGGCGAUAAAGUUUGGGCUGAGGCUAAACAGAUAAACAGGACAGGGUACCGUGUAAAGGAACAGUCCAGCAGGCAUCAGCUGUGCAGCUGAGUGAUCAUAAGGUCCAGUGAACAGCAAUAUGUGAGUCCGAGAGCAGUUCGAAUUGGUGCUUCAGCACAGCGAGCAGGAAGCACGGUUGUUGUUUGCGUGUGCUAGCGGGCCGGGGCUAGCAUUUACAUUACAUUUUACAUUUUAGUCAUUUAGCAGACGCUCUUAUCCAGAGCGACUUACAGUUAGUGAGCGCAUACAUAAUUUUUUUUUUUAUAUUUUUCAUACUGGCCCCCCGUGGGAAUCGAACCCACAACCCUGGCGUUGCAAACGCCAUGCUCUAUCAACUGAGCUACAUCCCUGCCGGCCAUUCCCUCCCCUUCCCUGGACGACGCUGGGCCAAUUGUGCGCCGCCCAUGAGUCUCCCGGUCGCGGCCGGCUGCGACAGAGCCUGGAUUCGAACCAGGAUCUCUAGUGGCACAGUUAGCACCGCGAUGCAGUGCCUUAGACCACUGCGCCACUCAGGAGUUAGCAGAUGGAUCUUCGUGGUCGUCGCAAUGGGAAGCCUGUUGAAACCACAGACGAUUAUGUCGGCAGACCAGUCGUGAUGGAUCGGCAGGGCUCCGUGUCGACUCUAGGAGGUCCCGUCCGGUUGACAGAGAGGUAGAUAUCCGGAAGAUGUGCCUGACUCAAGGCUAGCUCAAGGCUGAUUAGCUAACAACAACGUUCAUUUGGUUGCAGCUAGCUAGUUGUGAUUAUCCAGUGUUAAAGGUCCAGUGAUUCAGUGAUUCUGGCAGAAAAUCCGAUAGGUUCUGGGUUGAUAACGCGCUGUGCAGACAGUGCAGACUGGCCGAUAAUAGUCCAGGCCACGGACAAUGGAGAAAAUCCGAUAACGGUGGCUAAUAGCAAGUAGCUAGUUAGCUGGUUAGCUGGCUACUCCCGUCCGUAAGACAGAGAGGUAGAUAGCCGGGGCUAGCUCAAGGCUCAAGGCUAACUGGUGCUUCGGGGGCAGUGGUGAUUAGCCUACAGCAACAUCCAUUCGACAUCCAUUCGGUUGCGGCUAGCUAUAUCCGGUGUUAAGGUCCAGUGAUUCAGUUAUUCCGGCAGAAAAUCCGAUGUUCUGGGUGAAAACCGCUAAUGGUGGCUAAUAGCAAGUAGCUAGUUAGCUAGUUAGCUGGCUGGCUAGUUUCAACUGGAGAUUAUAGAUAAAGGUGAGUAAAUAAUAGAAUCCGUUCCACAUUGAGUGAGGCGGGUUGCAGGAAAGUAUAUUCAGUAGAAGGAUGAAAAGUGUGAUAGGGAAAUAUAUACGUAAAAUACAAAAAAAACAAAAACAAACAGGCUAUUUACAUGGACAAACAAGAGAACACGACCGCACUGCUUCGCCAUCUUGGAACAUGUGUAACGCUAAUGCUCAAAAUCAUCUGCAAUCGUCUUCUCCUCAUGAACCAUACAUCAGAUUCACUCCAGAUUUUGUAUUCAGAUUCAUUACAUUAGUCUUUAACGGUUUUGAGAUAAAAAAAAUUCCUGCAUUCAAAGUAACGCUGAAAAUAACAUGAACCAUUAGUCAAAUUGACCCCAGAAUAAAAUACAAUUAAAUUGUAUUCGUCACAGUCUUCGUAAACAACAGGUGUAGACUAACAGUGAAAUGCUUACGGGCCCUUCCCAACAAGGCAGAGAAAAAGAGAAUAGAGAAAUAAUAGAAAAGUAAUAACUCAUAGUAAUAAAUACACAAGUAAUGAUAACAUGGGGUAGGUACCGAGUCGAUGUGCAGGUGUACGAGGUAAUUGAGGUAGAUAUAUACAUAUAACUAGGCAUAAAGUGACUAGGCAACAGGAUACAUAAUAAACAGUAGCAGCAGCAUAUGUGAUGUGUCAGAAAAGUUAGUGCAAAAAGGAUCAAUGCAGAUAGUCCGGGUAGCUAUUUGGUUAACUAAUUAACUAACCAUUUUGCAGUGUUAUUGCUUGGGGGUAGAAGCUGUUCAGGGUCCUGUUGGUUCCAGACUUGGUGCAUUGGGCUUGCCAUGCGGUAGCAGAGAAAACAGUCUAUGACUUGGGUGGCUGGAGUCUUUGUAGGGCCUUCCUCUGACACCACCUGGUAUAGAGGUCCUGGAUGGCAGGGAGCUCAGCCCCAGUGAUGAUGAAUUGGUACAUAAACUCAAUACAUUAAGUAAUGACUUUACCUGCUGCAUUCAAAGAUAACCAAUCUACAGCACUAGACUAAACUUCACUUGAGUCAUCCUUGUGGUAUUGAGAGAUUAAACAUUGCCUGUCUGAUUGCUACAGACAAAUACUCUCACACAGAAAACCUUUCAACUACUGGCAGCAAAAUUGUUUAGAUAGAAGAGAAAUUAAUGUGUCAAGGCUAUCGAUUGAAUGAGAUUAAAAUACUUAAUCUCUCAAAUUCGUUUUAGGGUGGAAAACCUUUGCAGGAAUGUGUCCUCAUGUAAACUCUGUCAACUUCAAAGCAGGGGCGUAGGCAUGGGUGGCCCUGGGUGGACACAGGCCCACCCACUGGGGAGCCAGGCCCUGCCAGGCCAACCCAAUCAGAUUGAGCAAAACAUAUAUAUUUUUUGCCAUAUGGCACUUGUCAAACUCAUUCCAUGAAGGGCCGAGUGUCUGCCAGUUUUAGCUCCUCCCUUGGAAUUGGUUGAUGAAUUAAGGUCACUAGUUAGUAAGGAACUCCCCUCACCUGGUUGUCUAGGUCUUAAUUGAAAGGAAAAAACAAAAACCAGCAGACAUUAGGCCCUCCAUGGAAUGAGUUGGACACCCCUGCUAUAUGGGGACAGUUAUAUUGCCAGCAAUGUGUCAAACUCAUUUCAUUUUUGUUAUUAAAUAUUUCGUUUUUUAUUUUCAUUGUGAAGCACAUUGUGUUGCAUUUCAUGUCUGAAAUGUGCUGUAUAAAUAAAGCUUGAUUUGAUUUGAUUAUUUCCUUUCAAUGUGCCCAAUUAAGACCUACAACCAGGUGAGGGGAGUUCCUAACUAAUCAGUGACCUUAAUUGAUCAAUCAAGUACAAGGGAGGAGUGAAAACAUGCAGAUGCUCGGCCCUCCGUGGAAUGAGUUUGACACCUGUGGUCUAAAGUUACAGUAUUCCUGCUUUGCAGUUCAUUCCUGUCAAUGAUUCAAUUGUUAUUUCUUAAAGUGUAGAAUGUAAUCUUUGUUCCGCUGAACCUUUCUGUAAUAGGAACCAUAUUUCAGCACAAUCUCAUCAUUUCCUUUGACAGGCUCUGAUACACAGUUCUGUCUUGCCACUCAUUUUAGAUUCAUGCAGUAACUACAAGCUCAUGCAUGUUACUGAUAGAUAUGUACAUAAAUGUAGACAUUGUGUAGUAAAUAUUUCUGUUUUUCUUUUAAUAGUUUUUUAGUCUUUUUCUGUGAAGCACAUUACAUUUAUAUUUUAGUCAUUUAGCAGAUGCUCUUAUCCAGAGCGACUUACAGUUAGUGAGUGCAUACAUUUUCAUUUUCAUACUGCCACCCCGUGGGAAACGAACCCACAACCCUGGCGUUGCAAGCGCCAUGCUCUACCAACUGAGCUACAGGGGACUGAAAUUAGCCCACCCAACUACCUCAUCCCCAUACUGUUAUUUAUUUUGCUAAUUUGCACCCCAGUAUCUCUAUUUGCACAUAAUCUAUUGCACAUCUAUCAUUCCAGUGUUAAUUACGAAAUUGUAACUAUUUUUGCACUAUGGCCUAUUUAUUUAUUGCCUUACCUCCAUAACUUACUACAUUCGCACACACUGUAUAUAUAUUUUCUGUUGUAUUUUUGACUUUGUUUUGUUUACCCCAUAUGUAACUCUGUGUUUUUAUCGCACUGCUUUGCUUUAUCUUGGCCAGGUCGCAGUUGUAAAUGGAGAACUUGUUCUCAACUGGCUUACCUGGUUAAAUAAAGGUGAUUUGAUGUUUGUUUCCCCUUUGCAUUUUACAAAUUACCACCACGAUUCCUACAGUAAAGCCUCCCUAUCCAGCUGUCUACAUCUAUGUCACAAUCAUUUAUAAGUCAUAUUUUGUUCUCUCAACAGCUGAUGUCUACCCCAAGGUGUAUCACAUAUGUUUCUUCAUUGCCACAUACUUUGCGCCGCUCUUUCUUAUGGUUCUGGCAAACAUCCAAAUAUGCCAUAAGCUGUGGUGUCAACAGGUAUGUAUGUAAAUUCAUGUUUGUGAACAAUAUCAGACAACAUUUGCACUGUUUUUUGGCAAUAUGGCUAUUUGUUUGUUGAUUCUCCAAAUGUAUUUCUUGAUCAUGCAGUCACCAAGUUAUCAGUGUCCAUUAUCCUUGUAGUUAUUUGACAAUGCAUUCUCAGAUCAUGAACCCCAAUGUUCAGAUCCAUUCCAUUGAGCGUUUUGAAUGCUUUGUCUGUCAACCAAAAGCUCUUCAAUGAACACAGUCUGAUGUGCUGUGGGUUGUGUGUUCUGUAAACAGAUCCCUGGGGUGUCAUCUGUGCUGCAGAGGAAGUGAAGAUCUCUUCAGGGCUCCGCUUAUCCACCAGGACCUGGGGAGUCAGUCAGGGUCCGGACCAGCAGUGUCCGCUGAGAUCAAACAGGUUCUGGCCCGCAGGAAGACCGCCCGCAUGCUGAUGGUGGUGCUCUUUGUCAUCUGCUACCUGCCCAUCAGCGUCCUCAACAUCAUGAAAAGGUAACAAACAGCAUCUUUGGGGGCUGUUACAAACCCUGUGGCUUUAAAAGGCUAGGGUGGAUAGAAAAGAGACCCGUAACAUAACUCAUGCGAAUUAGAAUAUUGCCAUGGAACAGUGAGAACAAAAAUACACCGACAACCAAAAAGCUACCGUCAAACACAAAAAUGUUUAUUAUAAACACACAGUAAAGGUUUGGGGAAAAGGGGCUGAGCAGGACCCAAGGAAUGAAACAAAGUCAACAAAAAAAACUAAGCUGAGCUUGCCUGCCUCAAGAACCGCUAACCAUACAAAAUACAGUGGGUGGUCCGCUCAGGUCUAACUAGUGUUUUUAGACAAGGUUUUCCUACGGGUAAUGUAUGCCCAAGGGCGACUUGCUAAAAAUCCCCUUUUCCCAGGAACAAACAAACAGUGUAAACAGCAAAUGAGUGAGUACACAAAAAACAAGACACCACAGUAUCCAUACUCGCAAACAAAAAGAGUGUCAGAAAACACAACUGACUGGCUUUUAAAGCAAGAGGAUGUGCGAUGUGAUUAGGUAUGAAAACCAGAAAGCAGGUGGUGCAAUCAGGAGAAGUGGCUACUGCUUGGUCCACCUCAGCAAUCAGCAGAUGAACUGGUGACUGACAGGUGAGACACACAAACGACCUCCAAUCAGGAACACAAGGGACACCUGUGAUUAGGACAGAAUGAGAGGAAAAACACAUACAGGAUACCUGUAUCCGUAACACUCCCAACCACAAUGGUUUGCGAUUCAAGUACUAUCACAAUACACAAAACAAAUUCAAAGAGCAAAAACAUCCUCAGGGAUAGAAAAUAAAUCCUAUAUCUCUAAACACGAGACAAAGCAUCUGUCAUCACAUUAUCCGAACCCUUUUUGUGGCGGAUCUCCAAAUUAUAUUUUUGCACAACAACUGCCCAACGCAUAAGGCGUUGGUUCUGGUUGUUCAUACGGUGGAGAAAAAUUAAGGGGUUAUGGUCAGUAUACACUAUCACUGGUAGUGCACUGGAACCAGCAGACUUCGAAGUACUGCAGAGCUAACAAAGCUAGAGCUUCUUGUUCAAUGGUUGAAUAGUUAGUUUGACAUUUGUUAAAUUUCCGCAAAAAACAACAGACAAGAUGGUCCACUCCACUCUGGUCUGGCUGCAGUAGAACAGCACCAGCACCUCUGGCACAGGCAUCUACCUCAAGUUUAAACAGCCGUUCAAAAUCUGGAGCAGCAAGAACAAGAGUGUUUUAGCAAUGUUGAAAGCAGUGUAGUAUCGAGUAAAAGUUGCCAGUCAUUGCUGAUAAACAAAGGAGUCCGCUCAUACUGAACCUUGAUCAUAAGUUUAUUCAUAUCACAAGCUUUCAGCAUGAGUUACAGGUGUCAAGAUCACCCGGAGAGCAACGUCCCAGAUUGCAAUGGCUGCUCUAACCUCUUCUGCCUCCAGCAUAUACUUAUAAACAAUGCAAAAAUAUGGGUUGCUCCCUCUGCUGUCCAAUCACCUGUCUCCCCUGGGGCGUCACCCUACAAAUGGCUACUUUUGAACUAACAUAAACAUCCCCUCUGGUUCCAUUAAGAAAGUCUUAAUCUUAAUAAACUACAGCAGUAUGACAAUCCGCAGACCAUACACAUUUUCUCGCAGGACUGAGCGAAUCCGUAAAUGGAGCAACUACCGCAGAGACAUAACCUGGAUGUCCCAUCAGGUUUGGGAACCAGAAUGCACGGAGAACUCCAAGGACUUGAACUUGGCAUAGCCAGGUUAUUCUCCAGCAAAUAACCGACCUCAUCCCUCAUUAUCUUUCUUUUAGAGACGUUGACACGAUAAGCAUGUUGCUUGAUAGGUGCAGCGUUUCCGACAUUAAUGUCAUGUUUUAACACAUUUGUGCGUGUAGGAACAUCAUUAAAAAGACAUGGAAAGCUGUAAUAGCCUCACAAUAUCAUCUGUCUGUCCGUCCAAUGAGUCAGGCUUGACGGGAGAGACAGCAGCAUCUCUGAAUUGGUCAAUCUAGCACACUGCUGCUGAGUAUUGCGCAACUCCAAACCAUCUCCGUCCACAUCAUUAACAUGACAUCCCACUACAGCCGCAGCAGCAAUAGAGACAGCCGUCUCGGCCAGUUUCUCUGGACUGUCUAUCUGGGUGAUGGGUCUGGUGUGGUAUGUCUUCAACAUGUUAAUGUGAAACACACGAGAUUUGUGUUUUCUAUCGGGAGUCUGUAUCACAUAAUCAGUGUCACUUAGUUUCUUUUCAAUUACAUAAGGACCAGAGAAACGUGCUGACAAUGACGCUCCUGGCACAGGCAAUAAUACAAGAACUUGGUCACCCGGCUGCAGCGAACGAGAAACAGCCUGGUUGUCAUAGUGCUGUUUCACACAUCUCUGUGAGGAAGACAGCGCUUCCUUUGCCAGAGCACAGGCACCAUGUAGGCGCUCACGAAAGUGACUAAUAUAGUCCAACACAUUUUCUUUCACACACAUCUCUUGUGAUAAAAACUGAUCCUUAAGGACUUUCAUAGGUCCUCUCACUGUGUGUCCAAACACCAGUUCAGCUGGGCUGAACCCUAGGGAUUCCUGUACCGUCUCGCGGACAGCAAAAAAAACUAGAGGAACUCCUUCAUCCCAAUCCUUCUCAGAUUCCAAACAAUAUUUACAGAGCAUAGACUUCAGUGUCUGAUGCCAACGUUCAAGCGCACCCUGAGACUCUGGGUGAUAUGCGCUUGACACACGGUGUGUAACUGACAAGGAUUUUAACACCUGUUUGAAAAGCUUAGAAAGGAAAUUCGUACCUUAAUCAGUUUGUACCACCUUAGGUAACCCAAAAGUUGAGAAGAAUUUGAUCAAAGCUUUACUCACCACCGGAGCAGUAAUCCUUCGCAGAGGAAUGGCCUCUGGGUAUCUGGUGGCCACACACAUAACUGUCAACAGAAACUGGUUACCAACUUUUUUUAUCUUCGGUAAUGGUCCAACACAAUCAACAAUCACAUGUUCGAAUGGUUCACCUAUGACAGGUAUGGGACAAAGAGGAGCGGGAGGAAUAACCUGGUUCGGUUUCCCAGUUACUUGACAGGUGUGGCAUGUCCGACAGAACUGAGCCACAUCUUGUUUUAAACCAGGCCAAAAGAAAUGUCGCAAAAUCCGAUCAUAAGUCUUGGUGACUCCUAGAUGUCUGGACCACUGGUGAUCAUGAGCGAGGGAUAAAACAUUUUGUCGAAAGGCUGUAGGAAUCACUAUUUGGUAAACAGCAUUCCAAUCUCCGCCAGCGUCAACAUGGGAUGUCCAUUUACGCAUGAGGAGAUUACCAUCAAUGAAGUAUGCCAUGUUUUUCUUCUUUAGCUCCUCCUCUGAGACAACACUAGAGAAACGUUUAGCCAGGCAAAUUUCAACAUUUUGGUUAGCAAUCAGCUGCUCACGAGUGACUGGUAACUGUUUUGCAUCAGCAAGAAGUUCCACAUACUUCUCCCCUUCCCUGGGCUGUUGGUCAGACCGCACCACCUUACCAGAGGUAGCACACAAGCUAUCCUCUGGGUCAAAACGGGGCAAUGUGGCUGGAGCCUUAGCCUCGCCCUCGUCCUCAGACACUGACGGGCUUACAGGAGCAGCAGCCACAUCCCCUACAGGAGCUGCAGGCUCAGGCGGCGGUAACUCAAGCACUCGCUCGUUCAAUAAUACCUCUAACACCACUUUCCUAACUUCCGCUUUAACUAAAACCCUCGCUAUGGGUAUAGAAAAGUGGGCAGCCAAAGCCUGUAGAUCCACUCUACGGCAAUUAUCAAAAAACCUCCCACGUAGGGUUAUUCAAAAAGGCAUCCAAAUCAAAAGUAGCCAUCUUAAGCUAGCAACACGAGCCGACAAAUACUGUACACGAAACCAGCUAGUCACAGCUGCCAAGCUCAACACUGAACCAGACACUAAACCAAUUUGCAUGAGUGGCAUUGGUAUCAAUGAGAGAUCCCAGACGAAACCCCACAUUAUGUUACGAACCCUGUGGAUGGAAAAGAGACCUGUAACAUAACUCAUGUGAAUUAGAAUAUUGCCAUGGAACAGUGAGAACAAAAAUACGCCGACAACCAAAAAGCUACCGUCAAACACAAAAAGGUUUAUUAUAUACACACGGUAAAGGUUUGGGGAAAAGGGGCUGAACAGGACCCAAGGAAUGAAACAAUAAAGUCAACAAAAAAAACUAAGCUGAUCUUGCCUGCCUCAAGAACCGCUAAGCUACUGCUAACCAUACAAAAAUACAGUGGGUGGUCCGCUCAGGUUUUCCUACGGGUAAUGUAUGCUAAAAAUCCCCUUUUCCCAGGAACCAACAAACAACAUAGUUACCAUAUGGCGUAAACAGCAAAUGAGUGAGUACACAAAAAAACAAGACACCACAGUAUUCAUACUCACAAAGAAAAAGAGUCUCUGUCAGAAAACACAACUGACUGGCUUUUAAAGCAAGAGGAUGUGUGAUGUGAUUAGGUAUGAAAACCAGAAAUAGGUGGUGCAAUCAGGAGAAGUGGCCACUGCUUGGUCCACCUCAGCAAUCAGCAGAUGAACUGGUGUCUGACAGGUGAGACACACCAACGACCUCCAAUCAGGAACACAUGGGACACCUGUGAUUAGGACAGAAGGAGAGGAAAAACACAAAAACACAUACAGGAUACCUGUAUCCGUAACAGGUGCUCUGUCUGUCUGUCUUCAGGAUCAAUAGCCAUUACAAGUAGGAUUCAUCAUCAAAUCAAAUCAAAUCAAAUUUUAUUGGUCACAUGCGCCGAAUACAACAGGUGCAGACAUUACAGUGAAAUGCUUACUUACAGCCCUUAACCAACAGUGCAUUUAUUUUAAACAAAAAAGUAAGAAUAAAACAACAACAAAAAAGUGUUGAGAAAAAAAGAGCAGAAGUAAAAUAAAGUGACAGUAGGGAGGCUAUAUAUACAGUAAAAUAAAGUGACAGUAGGGAGGCUAUAUAUACAGGGGGGUACCGUUGCAUUGUCAAUGUGCGGGGGCACCGGCUAGUUGAGGUAGUUGAGGUAAUAUGUACAUGUGGGUAGAGUUAAAGUGACUAUGCAUAAAUACUUAACAGAGUAGCAGCAGCGUAAAAAGGAUGGGGUGGGGGGUCAGUGCAAAUAGUCCGGGUAGCCAUGAUUAGCUGUUCAGGAGUCUUAUGGCUUGGGGGUAGAAGCUGUUGAGAAGUCUUUUGGACCUAGACUUGGCACUCCGGUACCGCUUGCCGUGCGGUAGCAGAGAGAACAGUCUAUGACUAGGGUGGCUGGAGUCUUUGACAAUUUUGAGGGCCUUCCUCUGACACCGCCUGGUAUAGAGGUCCUGGAUGGCAGGGAGCUUUGCCCCAGUGAUGUACUGGGCCGUACGCACUACCCUCUGUAGUGCCUUGCGGUCAGAGGCCAAGCAGUUGCCAUACCAGGCGGUGAUGCAACCAGUCAGGAUGCUCUCGAUGGUGCAGCUGUAGAAUUUUUUGAGGAUCUGAGGACCCAUGCCAAAUCUUUUUAGUCUCCUGAGGGGGAAUAGGCUUUGUCGUGCCCUCUUCACGACUGUCUUGGUGUGUUUGGACCAUGAUAGUUCGUUGGUGAUGUGGACACCAAGGAACUUGAAGCUCUCAACCUGUUCCACUACAGCCCCGUCGAUGAGAAUGGGGGCGUGCUCAGUCCUCUUUUUUUUCCUGUAGUCCACAAUCAUCUCCUUUGUCUUGGUCACGUUGAGGGAGAGGUUGUUGUCCUGGCACCACACGGCCAGAUCUCUGACCUCCUCCCUAUAGGCUGUCUCAUCGUUGUCGGUGAUCAGGCCUACCACUGUUGUGUCGUCGGCAAACUUAAUGAUGGUGUUGGAGUCGUGCCUAGCCAUGCAGUCAUGGGUGAACAGAGAGUACAGGAGGGGACUGAGCACGCACCCCUGAGGGGCCCCCGUGUUGAGGAUCAGUGUGGCAGAUGUGUUGUUACCUACCCUUACCACCUGGGGGCGGCCCGUCAGGAAGUCCAGGAUCCAGUUGCAGAGGGAGGUGUUUAGUCCCAGGAUCCUUAGCUUAGUGAUGAGCUUAGAGGGCACUAUGGUGUUGAAUGCUGAGCUGUAGUCAAUGAAUAGCAUUCUCACGUAGGUGUUCCUGUUGUCCAGGUGGGAAAGGGCAGUGUGGAGUGCGAUAGAGAUUGCAUCAUCUGUGGAUCUGUUGGGGCGGUAUGCAAAUUGGAGUGGGUCUAGGGUUUCUGGGAUUAUGCUGUUGAUGUGAGCCAUGACCAGUCUUUCAAAGCACUUCAUGGCUACAGACGUCAGUGCUACGGGUCGGUAGUCAUUUAGGCAGGUUAUCUUAGAGUUCUUGGGCACGGGGACUAUGGUGGUCUGCUUGAAACAUGUUGGUAUUACAGACUCAGUCAGGGACAUGUUGAAAAUGUCAGUGAAGACACUUGCCAGUUGGUCAGCACAUGCUCGGAGUACACGUCCUGGUAAUCCGUCUGGCCCUGCGGCCUUGUGAAUGUUGACCUGCUUAAAAGUCUUACUCACAUCGGCUACGGAGAGCGUGAUCACAUAGUCGUCCGGAACAGCUGGUGCUCUCAUGCAUGCUUCAGUGUUGCUUGCCUCGAAGCGAGCAUAGAAGUGGUUUAGCUCGUCUGGUAGGCUUGUGUCACUGGGCAGCUCGCGGCUGUGCUUCCCUUUGUAGUCUGUAAUAGUUUUCAAGCCCUGCCACAUCCGACGAGCAUCAGAGCCAGUGUAGUAUGAUUCAAUCUUAGACCUGUAUUGACUCUUUGCCUGUUUGAUGGUUCGUCGGAGGUCAUAGCGGGAUUUCUUAUAAGCGUCCGGGUUAGAGUCCCGUUCCUUGAAAGCGGCAGCUCUACCCUUUAGCUCAGUGCGGAUGUUUCCUGUAAUCCAUGGCUUCUGGUUGGGGUAUGUACGUACGGUCACUGUGGGGACGACAUCAUCGAUGCACUUAUUGAUGAAGCCAGUGACUGAUGUGGUGUACUCCUCAAUGCUGUCUGAAGAAUCCCGGAACAUGUUCCAGUCUGUGCUAGCAAAACAGUCCUGUAGCUUAGCAUCUGCGUCAUCUGACCACUUUUUUAUUAGCCGAAUCACUGGUGCUUCCUGCUUCAGUUUUUGCUUAUAAGCAGGAAUCAGGAGGAUAGAGUUAUGGUCAGAUUUGCCAAAUGGAGGGCGAGGGAGAGCUUUGUAUGCGUCUCUGUGUGUGGAGUAAAGGUGGUCUAGAGUUUUUUCCCCUCUGGUUGCACAUUUAACAUGCUGGUAGAAAUGAGGUAGAACGGAUUUAAGUUUCCCUGCAUUAAAGUCCCCGGCUACUAGGAGCGCUGCAUCUGGAUGAGCGUUUUCCUGUUGAUUAAUGGCCUUGUACAACUCAUUCAGUGCAAUCUUAAUGCCAGCAUUGGUUUGUGGUGGUAAAUAGACAGCUAUGAAAAAUAUAGAUGAAAACUCUCUUGGUAAAUAGUGUGGUCUACAGCUUAUCAUAAGAUACUCUACCUCAGGCGAGCAAAACCUCGAGACUUCCUUAGUAUUUGAUUUUGUGCACCAGCUGUUGUUUACAAAUAUACAGAGACCGCCACCCCUCGUCUUACCGGAGUUUGCCGUUCUGUCCUGCCGAUGUAGCGUAUAGCCUGCUAGCUGAAUGUUGUCAUUGUUGUCGUUCAGCCACGACUCCGUGAAACAUAAGAUAUUACAGUUUUUAAUGUCCCGUUGGUAGGAUAACCGUAAUCUUAAAUCGUCAAUUUUAUUCUCAAAAGAUUGAACAUUGGCUAAUAGGAUUGAUGGGAGAGGCAGUUUACUCGUUCGCCUUCGGAUCCUUACAAGGCACCCGGAUCUGCGUCCACGAUAUCUCCGUCUCUUCCUCACGCGAAUGACGGGGAUCUGGGCCUUGUCGGGAGUCUGUAGAAUAUCCUUCGCGAACGCCUCGUUGAAGAAAAAGUCUUCGUCCAACGCGAGGUGAGUAAUCGCUGUCCUGAUAUCCAGAAGCUCUCUUUGGUUAUAAGAGACGAUGGCAGAAACAUUAUGUACAAAAUAAAUUACAAAUAACGCGGAAAAACACACAUAGUAGUACAAUUGGUUAGAGGGCUGUAAAACGGCAGCCAUCUUCUUCCGGCGCUGUUCGAAUACUGACUCAUAGAGGUUUCAAUGAGUCAGGAGUUUACUCUGGGUUUGGAGAGGAGUCAUUUGACUCAAAUAACAGUUGUCAUUCACAGCAGUCCCUGGUAAACAUUGUGUUUACAGAAAAAGGUGAUCACAUACUGAGAACUAAUCUGUAAACAUUAAAUUACCAUACCUAGAUCAGAUAUGUUCUAAUCUAUGUCAACGCGAUAAGUAAACAUAUGUUUGAUGUCUGACUCUCAGGAUGCAUAUUACUUUCUAGUUAUUCAAAGAAUUAGGUAGAAUUUAAAUUUGGCUGAACUCUAAUAUUUGUUCCCCCUCUCCAUCUAGUAAUUGUAUGUACACUUGCAAACAUCAAUAAGCUAUAGCUCCAUUUACAGUUUCAACACACUUCAUUUAACAGCCUGGUGUCAUUACUGAUGAGGUCUCACUGAUGUUACCUUGUCAUUGCAGAGCGCUUGAAACGAUUAAGAACACAAACAGCAGAGAGACUGUGUACGCCUGGUUCACAUUCUCAAAUUGGCUGAUAUAUGCCAACAGUGCUGCAAAUCCAAUCAUCUAUAACUUUUUAAGUGGUGAGUUUGUGGCAGUCUCAAUAUACACUGAAUGUACAAAACAUUAGGAACACUUGCUCUUUCAAUGACAUAGCUUUCACCUGGUCAGUCUAUGAUCCCUUAUUGAUACCACCUGUUAAUUCCACUUCAAUAAGUGUAAAGUGCAUUCGGGGAGUAUUCAGACCCCUUGACAUUUUCCACAUUUUUCUACACACAAUACCCCAUAAUGACAAAGCGAAAACAGGAUUUUAGAAAUGUUUGCAAGUUUAAUAAAAAUACAAAUAAGAAAUACCUUAUUUACAUAAGUAUUCAGACCCUUUGCUAUGAGACUCGAAAUUGAGCUCAGGUGCAUCCUGUUUCCAUUGAUCAACCUUGAGCCGUUUCUACAACUUGAUUGGAGUCCACCUGUGGUACAUUCAAUUGAUUGGACAUGAUUUGGAAAGGCACACACGUGUCUAUAUAAGGUCCCACAGUUGACAGUGCAUGUCGGAGCAAAAACCAAGCCAUGAGGUCGAAGUAAUUGUCCGUAGUACUCCGAGGCAGGAUUGUGUGCGAAGAGCCUUGGCGUGACCCUGGACAACACCCUGUCGUUCUCCGCUAACAUCAAGGCGGUGACCCGAUCCUGUAGGUUCAUGCUCUACAACAUUCGGAGAGUACGACCCUGCCUUACACAGGAAGCGGCACAGGUCCUAAUCCAGGCACUUGUCAUCUCCCGUCUGGAUUACUGCAACUCGCUGUUGGCUGGGCUCCCUGCCUGUGCCAUUAAACCCCUACAACUCAUCCAGAAUGCCGCAGCCCGUCUGGUGUUCAACCUUCCCAAGUUCUCUCACGUCACCCCGCUCCUCCGCACACUCCACUGGCUUCCAGUUGAAGCUCGCAUCUGCUACAAGACCAUGGUGCUUGCCUACGGAGCUGUGAGGGGAACGGCACCUCCGUACCUUCAGGCUCUGAUCAGUCCCUACACCCAAACGAGGGCAUUGCGUUCAUCCACCUCUGGCCUGCUGGCUCCCCUACCUCUGCGGAAGCAUAGUUCCCGCUCAGCCCAGUCAAAACUGUUCGCUGCUCUGGCACCCCAAUGGUGGAACAAGCUCCCUCACGACGCCAGGACAGCGGAGUCACUCACCACCUUCCGGAGACAUUUGAAACCCCACCUCUUUAAGGAAUACCUGGGAUAGGAUAAAGUAAUCCUUCUACCCCCCCUUACCCCCCCCCCCCCCCCAAAAAAAAAAUAAUAAUUACAUUGUAAAGUGGUUAUCCCACUGGCUAUAAGGUGAAUGCACCUAUUUGUAAGUCGCUCUGGAUAAGAGCGUCUGCUAAAUUACGUAAAUGUAAAUGUAAGUGUGUCGAGGCACAGAUCUGGGGAAGGGUACCAAAACAUUUAUGCAGCAUUGAAGGUCCCCAAGAACACAGUGGCCUCCAUCAUUCUUAAAUGAAAGAAGUUUGGAACCAACAAGACCCGCCCGGCAAAACUGAGCAAUCGGGGGAGAAGGGCCUUCGUCAGGGAGGUGACCAAGAACCCGAUGGUCACUCAGACAGAGCUCCAGAGUUCCUCUGUGAAGAUGGGAGAACCUUCCAGAAGGACAACCAUCUCUGCAGCACUCCACCAAUCAGGCCUUUAUGGUAAAGUGUCCAGAUGGAAGCCACUCCUCAGUAAAAGGCACAUGACAGCCUGCUUGGAGUUUGCCAAAAGGCACCUAAAGGACUCUGACCAUGAGAAACAACAUUCUCUGGUCUGAUGAAACCAACAUUGAACUCUUUGGCCUGAAUGCUAAGUGUCACGUCCUGAGGAAACCUGGCACCAUCCCUACGGUGAAGCAUGGCGGUGGCUGCAUCCUGCUGUGGUGAUGUUUUUCAGCGGCAGGGACUGGGAGACUAAUCAGGAUCGAGGGAAAGAUGAACGGAGCAAAGUACAGAGAGAUCCUUGGUGAUAACCUAAGGACCCUAAGCACACAGCCAAGACAACGCAGGAGUGGCUUCGGGACAAGUCUCUGAAUGUCCUUGAGUGGCCCAGCCAGAGCCCGGACUUGAACCCGGUCGAACAUCUCUGGUGAGACCUGAAAAUAGCUGUGCAGCGACGCUCCGCAAACAACCUGACAGAGCUUGAGAGGAUCUGCGGAGAAGAAUGGUAGGAACUCCACAAAUACAGGUGUGCCAAGCUUGUAGUGUCAUACCCAAGAAGACUUGAGGCUGUAAUCGCAGCCAAUGGUGCUUCAACAAAGUACUGAGUAAAGUGUCUGAAUACUUAUGUAAAUGUGAUUUUUCAGUUUUAAUUUUUAAUACAUUUGCAAAAAAACAUUGCUUUGUCAUUAUGGGGUAUUGUUUGUAGAUUGAUGAGAGAAAAAACAACAAUUUAAUCCAUUUUAGAAUAACGCUGUAACGUAACAAAAUGUGGAAAAAGUCAAGGGGUCUCAAUACUUUCCUAAUGCACUGUAGAUGAAGGGGAGGAGAGAGGUUAAAAUAGGAUUUUUAAGCCUUGAGACAUGGAUUGUGUACGUGUGCCAUUCAAAGGGAGAAUAGGUAAGACAAAAGAUUUGUGCCUUUAAACGGGGUAUGGUUUGUAGGUGCCAGGCACACCUACUGCAACGCUGCUGGGUUUUUCAUGCUCAUCAGUAUCAAGAAUAGUCCACCACCGAAGGACACCCAGCCAACUUGACACAACUGUGGGAAGCAUUGGAGUCAACGUGGGCCAGCAUCCCUGUGGAACGCUUUCGACACCUUGUAGAGUCCAUGCCCCGACGAACUAAGGCUGUUCUGAGGGCAAAAGGUGGUGCAACUCAAUAUUAGGAAGGUGUUCCUAAUGUUUUGUACACAGUGUACUUCAUGAUUUUAUUGCCCCAUCUGCUGGACAGUACAGCAUAUCACAAACUUAGUCAAUCAGUCUAUUGUAAUGGUUAAACAGAAUACUGUAGUGGUAGAAUUAACAGAAUUGGCUGAUUGAAUUAAUUAACGAUGUGUCAUUAUGGACUAACAUUUUUAUUGCUCUUCACAUACUAUAUAUUUUAAUGAAAUCAUUCAAAAUCCAUUAUUUAAAUUAAAAUGUGAAUGACAAAUACCCUUAGGCCUCAAUGUAAUAAUUGCAGAUAAAAUAAAACUGUACGUACUGUCAACUGUACUUUAGAAACCCCUAGAGUCUAUGUACGCACCCACGUGGAAAUCUAAUUAGCAUCAUCAACUAAAUCCCCAUCAGAAUCUCUGUUUAAGCUUGAGAUGUGUUUUUUGCAUGGGCUGCGUCUCAAUCCUCCGCAUCCGCCGAUAUUGGCCUUCUGCAUCUGCAGUGGAAGGUGGCAGAGCUACAGUGGUGUUUGUCAGACCCGGAGACAUCCCGAAAAUUGGUCUUAUCAUGAAAACAUCUGCAGUCCUAACAGUUUGGGCUUUUUAUGUUCCCCAAUAAGAAACCAAAAAUCGUUGCUCAACAGAAAAAGAGAACUAACAAAUGAGCCACUGACAACCAAAAUGAAACAGACAGGGUUUUAACAUGGGUUCUGAAAGGCAUCUAUGGGGGGCCUACUGAAUGCUGGCCAAGCAACUCCAGUUGGUUCUUAAAAGAUCCCCACCAUGGACACCCUCUGGAUUUGCCUGAUAUCAGUCAAACUAAAAGAAAAAACACAGGGAGUGAGAACAAAAGUGGUGCAAACCCAAACACGGGAAAGCAAAGGUAAAGGCUCUGUUCCACAACCUAAAGCGGAAGAGCUAAACAGAGGUGUAACUCUUCCAACAUCUCUUUUUCCACCUGAAGCACUGGGCCACAGCUCUUAAAUAUCAGCUGUGCCAGCACAUGUGAAAAACCUUCUGACUAACAUGCUGACCACACCGCUCGUGUCGCGUGAGGGUGUUGCAAAAUACAUGUACAUAUACAUGUUUUUCAAUCAUUGCACCCACACUGCUCGCGCACAUCAAUGAGCGUCUGCCUAGCCAGGCGCUAAAAUAGAACUUGGUUCUAUUUGUGACACUUGAUGCGCUGCAAGUCCCUCAACUCCCAUUUCAUCAUUGGUUUUUAGGAGCAUAUACCCACUUGGGUGAUUGAAAGAUGAACUGAGGUUCACACUCCAGUCCAGUUGGUGGUGGUAAUGCACCUUAAAGUUGGUUGCCAACCGCCACAUAAUGUCCAAAGAAGAAGAGGAAGAAGCCUGAAGGAGGAGUGAUUACUAGAAACGAACUCGGUUUACCCUUUUAUAUGUGGAUUAAUUGUCAGAGUAGAGGACCUUGUGCAUUUCAGGUAAAAUAACAACCCAAUGUUUAUAUCACAGGACAAAUUAGCUAGCAACAGCAAGCUAGCUAGCUAAAUUGACAUAAAUGUUUAAUGCUUUUCGACCUGUCCCCAAAUGAAUGUAGUUGGUUCAGAGUUCGUUUUGAUAUUUCAACCAGCGUGUCCUGAUCGUGUCUGGUGUGGGUGGACAAAAUCAACAUGCGCCCGAGCGGUCUGGUCAGCAUGUAACGAAGACAACAGGUGCAACACAUCCUGACCAACGAAGAUGAUUCUAAUCAGUACACCACACCCAAAGAGAACCAACCACAAAAUUGAAAAUGAAAUCGAGAGAAAAAACAAAUCCUGUAACAGGCUAGAAACUAAUAUGACACCACUAAUAUGACCCCACUAUGUAAAGCUGAGACUCUCACGAGCACAAUGGUUUAGCUCCACGACCCCCACAAGCUUCACGGGACUCGUCUGAAGUUGGUACUGCAGAUGUGCCAACUUCUGUCUGUAGCGUCCAAACGGUUUGACCUAUAAAACCAAAUCGAAAGCUGAGACUCUCACGUUCACGAACACAAUUGUUGUGCUCUACGACGCCCACAAGCCUCACAAGACUCAUCUGAAGGUAAAAAUGUAUAGAAGUGAAUAGGGCAUUUCCACAUCAAAGGUAUACGGGUCAUUCCACAAUAAAAAUAUAAAAUCCUGAGCUUUCUUAUAUCUCAGAUAUAGGACAAACACUUCAAAACAUACUUAAUUUUUUUACUUUCUGUUUUUCCAUGUAUGAAUGUGUUAUUUAAAAAAAAAAAAAAAAAAAAAAAAAUGUUAUUUAAUGUGUGUCUAUGGGCUAAUAGCAGUAAGGCCAAAUUCAAUGUUUCAACAAAUAAUUUGUACAUCUUUUUUUAUACCUACAGGGGUCCUAAAAUUCUAAAUCAAAUAGCUAAAUGAUCCUUGGUAUGACCAUCUUAAAACCAGUGGAGGCUGGUGGGAGGAGCUGUAGGGGGAAAAGCUCAUUGUAAUGGCUGGAAUGGAAGACUCAAAGUUGUGCUUUUUUCCACAGGGAAAUUUCGAGUGGAAUUCAAGGCAGCAUUUUCCUGUUGCUGUUUUGGCCGAUGUCACAACCAAACAGAGGGAAUACGGACAAGAACAAACACUGACAGCUGUAAAUCCUUGUCCACUCAAGUCAAAACAUGGACAAUGUCUCAUGGAUAUCUGA
This is a messenger RNA of Coregonus sp. 'balchen', 25006 nucleotides long. Lineage: Eukaryota; Metazoa; Chordata; Actinopteri; Salmoniformes; Salmonidae. The record is from the annotation of a GenBank genome assembly.